This is a messenger RNA of Postia placenta MAD-698-R-SB12, 763 nucleotides long. RefSeq lists its product as hypothetical. Gene Ontology annotation, cellular component: myosin II complex; cytoplasm. The record is from RefSeq and is a predicted model, not a curated record. Gene Ontology annotation, biological process: mitotic cytokinesis; actomyosin structure organization. Gene Ontology annotation, molecular function: cytoskeletal motor regulator activity; calcium ion binding; myosin heavy chain binding. The transcript is spliced from 3 exons. Lineage: Eukaryota; Fungi; Basidiomycota; Agaricomycetes; Polyporales; Adustoporiaceae. The coding region runs from base 31 to 669 and encodes 212 amino acids.
GUAAACCCUUCAGUAGUCGUUUUGGUCGUGAUGUCGCGCUAUUCAGAUCUGCUCUCUCCGAACAUCACGCCCCAAGGGACACCUUCCAAGGGCUCCAAGUCUCAACGUUCACGACAGCGUCGCGAGCCCUCGGGCGUGUUUUCGCUCUUCUCUCCACCGCAGAUUCAGCAAUUCCGCGAGGCGUUCUCCUUGAUUGACCAUGACGGCAACGGCGUCGUGAGUGAACAGGAUCUGAAGCACAUAUUCACUAGUUUAGGCAUCACGCCGUCGAAGACAAUGAUCGACGACCUCCUUGCAGACCGUCCUGGGAACAGAAGAGGCAGUGGCAUUCACUCCCGGCUACCAUCCUUUGAGACGGACGAGUCGGGUGACCGAGGCAUCACCUUCCCCAUGUUCCUCACCAUGAUGGGCGAACACCUAUAUGACUUCGACACUGAGGCCGAGCUGCUCGAGGCCUUCGAGUGCUUCGAUGAGAACGACUCAGGACUUGUGAAGUGUGAUGAGAUCCGGAAGUGGUUGGGCGAUGUAGGGGAAAGAAUGGAUCAGAAGGAGAUCGAUAAGCUUUUGAAAGGCCCUUUCACCGACCGGCAAGGAAACUUCAACUAUCGUGAAUGGGUGAAGGUACUGCGGAUAAACGCGGAUAAUGAGGACGCCGACACGCCGCUGUAGUGCCCUCCGUCCAUGGCGUGUAUUUGUAUACCCCGAUAUGACCUAAUGACCGUCUAUGACAUGUGCUCAUACUUGCAAAGGAUUCUGACGGUCU